This is a messenger RNA of Dunckerocampus dactyliophorus (ringed pipefish), 2011 nucleotides long. It is a transcript of the gene gpalpp1, whose product is annotated as GPALPP motifs containing 1. Bases 126 to 1163 code for a protein of 345 amino acids. Lineage: Eukaryota; Metazoa; Chordata; Actinopteri; Syngnathiformes; Syngnathidae. The record is from RefSeq and is a predicted model, not a curated record. The transcript has 7 exons.
AGAGGAGCAUGCGCAAUGAGGUUGAAUAUGUCGGCUCGCCGUCGGGAAGCUGUGUAGUAUGUUGCAUUUAGUAUAAUGACGUAAAAGCAGUUUAGAAAAUAUAUUUUGAACUAUCCGUUGUCAAUAUGUCGUUUCAAGACUUGAUAGGACCUGCUCUACCGCCAGCGUUUAGAAGGACGGAGGAUUCUGAUGAUGAACGGGACUUUGCCGGCCCCGCUUUGCCUCCCGGUUACAAACGAGGAGAACCGUCCAGCUCAUCGGAUGAAAGUGAGGAAGUGGUCUUCAAAAGAGUCAAGACUGGGCACACGACUGAAAACAAACAUGCUGAGGUGGAGAUGAAAAAGACUGAAGACGACGAUGAUGGAUUCUUUGGGCCAGCUUUACCACCAGGUUUUAGCAAGAAACAAAGUUCACCAGAGAGAUCACUUGUGCUGGGACCAGCGUUACCUCCAGGGUUCCGCCGUGCUGUGUAUGAUAAUAAUGAUAACGACAGUGAAGAUGGAGAGUGUAUACCAGGACCUGCCUUACCCCCAGACUAUCAGGCUGAUCCCUCCAGCAGUGAGGAAGAUGUUGACUAUGUUAUUGGACCCAUGCCAGCCAAAGGCCCAGUUGAAAAUACAGUGGCUCUGGACAUUGAACGCAGGGCACAAAUGAUGAGAGACAAGCUGACUAGAGUUGACACCCCUGAGGUGCCAACCAGAGAGACUUGGAUGACAGAGCUUCCACCAGAACUGCAACACAUUGGUUUGGGGGCUCGUACUUUCAAGAAGAGGUCUGGUCCGGAGAAGAGCGACCGGUCCAUUUGGACAGAUACGCCUGCAGACAGAGAGCGCAAGGCCAGGGAACACCAUGAGAAAAAGAAAAAAGGUGAGGCUGAGAAAGACAGUGCCCCGCAAAUCUCUCAAAAGGAUUUGGAAAUGGCAGAGAAGGUGUCCAAGUAUAAUAAUACUAAACGCUCAGAAUCUUUGCUGAGUUUGCAUACAAAGAACUUGAAGGAAAAAGCAAAACAAGCUGAGGACAAGCCGGCAGAGAGAAGGGCAUUUGAUCGGGAAACUGAUCUGCAGGUGAACCGCUUUGAUGAUGCACAGAAGCAGCGGCUGCUGAAGAAAUCUCAGGAACUGAACACACGCUUCUCCCACAGCAGGGAUCGGAUGUUCCUGUAAGGACAAUGUUUACAGUUGUCUUAACCAAAACGGUUAAUCUGAUAGCUAAACUAAACUGGAUCAAAUAAACAAUUAUUUUGAUGAUGGGGAUUACAUUAGGGCCAUUGAUACUGAUCCUGUGCUAGGGUGCAGUCCAUCUUUUGUACGAAUAGAACAAAAUAAGCGGUCUGGAAAUGGAUAGUUUGUGUUUUCCCAGAUGACUUAGUGUUUGCAAUAUGUGAGGCAAUGUUACUUCUUCUGACACCGAUAUGUCUCUAGAUUUAAAAAUAUAUAUAUAACAAUUACAUUCACUAUAAAAUGGUUUACUUGCUGGCAUUGAAAGAUAUUACAAAACAAACUUUGAAUUUUGUCUGACUCAAUUGUUUUUGUAAACUACAUGUUCAUUUUCAAAAGUCUAGCAAUUUCACUCUUGAGUCAAUCAUUUGGUGUACAGUACAUGCAUAACUUUAAAUAUUUUUUUCUGUAUCAGGUAAGUGAGUUAAAUGAUUUUGGAUCACAUCAUUUCAUACAAUUGAAAUGUGCUGUGUGGUUUGAGUCUAAUGUGGUUCAUUCGGUUUUGUAAAGGGGUACUUUUUUUGUCAUAAGAACAUGCAAUUUGAUUUUUUGUGAGAGAUGAGCGAGAAACAAUUGUUUAUGCACAUGUGAAUGAGCCUAUUUAGAGAUUAAAGUGAUAAUAGUAAUAACUUGUUUCACUGAAGGUACAUCACCAUUGUUAGAACAAAAAAUAUUACAAUUACCAAAUGAUAACACUUUUUGUGAAAAGGAUUCAUUUAACUUCCUCCAUAAAAUGCCACUCACGUAAAAAAUGUAUCUCAUCAACAAAUGUUAACAUUUAUUUAUUGAACUGA